UACCGGCACAUCGGGGCACUUGGGGCGUACAGGUUAUCACGUUGAACAUUUGGUUCGCCGCUCUCAUUCACCUUCCACGCGCCAACCUGAACGUGACGCACCAUGUCCGACAAGCCCGCGUAUAAAGUCGCCGAUCUCUCCUUGGCGGAAUGGGGUCGUAAAGCAGUCACCCUGGCAGAGAACGAGAUGCCGGGGCUUAUGGCGAUUAGGAAAAAAUAUGGACCGUCCAAGGUGCUAAAGGGCGCACGGAUCGCCGGUUGUCUUCAUAUGACCGUGCAAACUGCGGUGCUAAUUGAGACUCUGGUGGAACUCGGCGCGGAGGUACAAUGGUCGUCUUGUAACAUAUUCAGCACGCAGGAUCACGCUGCGGCGGCGAUAGCGAAGACUGGAGUGCCGGUGUACGCGUGGAAGGGAGAGACCGACGAGGAGUAUAUCUGGUGUAUUGAGCAGACCCUCGUGUUCCGGGAUGGCAAGCCGUUCAAUUUGCUCCUCGAUGACGGCGGUGACCUGACAAAUCUCGUGCACACCAAAUAUCCGCAGUAUCUCAAGGAAUGUCGCGGCCUAUCCGAGGAGACCACCACUGGAGUGCACAAUCUCUACCGCAUGAUGAAAGAGGGUACGCUCAAAGUGCCGGCGAUUAACGUCAACGACUCCGUCACGAAGAGUAAAUUCGACAACUUAUAUGGAUGCAGGGAAUCAUUGAUAGAUGGAAUCAAGAGAGCGACCGAUAUUAUGAUCGCUGGUAAGGUGUGCGUAGUGGCCGGAUAUGGAGACGUGGGCAAAGGAUCCGCGCAAAGUCUAAGAGCCCUCGGGGGGCGCGUUAUCAUCACAGAGAUCGAUCCUAUCAACGCUCUUCAAGCAGCCAUGGCAGGAUACGAGGUAACAACAAUGGACGAAGCAAGUACGAAGGGCCAGAUAUAUGUAACUACCACAGGAUGCAAGGACAUCAUCGUGGAUCGACAUUUCAUGAACAUGCCGAACGACGCCAUCGUCUGCAACAUAGGACACUUUGAUUGCGAGAUCGAUGUCGCGUGGCUGGAGAAGAACGGCGAGAAGACCAACAUAAAACCUCAAGUGGACAGAUAUCUAUUGAAGAACGGCAGACAUAUUAUUCUUCUCGCGGAGGGGCGUUUGGUGAACCUGGGUUGCGCGAUGGGCCACUCGAGCUUCGUUAUGAGCAACUCAUUUACGAACCAGGUGCUCGCACAAAUCGAACUCUGGACGAAAUCGGACAAGUAUUCGAUUGGCGUACAUAUGUUGCCGAAGAAACUGGACGAGGAGGUUGCGGCAUUACACCUGAAUCACUUGGGUGUAAAGUUAACGACACUCACGCCAGAUCAGGCCAAGUAUUUGGAUCUGCCUGUGGAAGGACCUUACAAGCCCGAUCAUUAUCGAUACUAAUUGCCAUCGAUACUAGUUGCCAUAAUUUAAUUACGCGUGAAAAUUUACAACAAAUCACAGUUAAAUUGUUCUUGCUGUAAUUAUAUAUAAACUGGUUUUAUAUGCAUUUAAUUGAAGAAACAAUAAAGUUUUUGUUUUUUCUA
Temnothorax curvispinosus is the source of this 1544-nucleotide messenger RNA. RefSeq names its product adenosylhomocysteinase (gene Ahcy). The record is from RefSeq and is a predicted model, not a curated record. Gene Ontology annotation, cellular component: cytosol. Lineage: Eukaryota; Metazoa; Arthropoda; Insecta; Hymenoptera; Formicidae. Gene Ontology annotation, molecular function: adenosylhomocysteinase activity. The transcript is spliced from 6 exons. Bases 103 to 1401 code for a protein of 432 amino acids. Gene Ontology annotation, biological process: L-methionine cycle.